AUGUCUUCCUCUCGCCCUCGCCCUAGCAUGCAGCAGAGUGUGUACUACAAGUGGCUCUGGUGCAACGAGAACUCCAAGGUUAACGUGUACUUCCUGAACAUGCCUGAACGCCACAACUACCGCAUGUUCUAUCCCUCCUUCAUCAACGCCGCCAACCGCGCCUGGGAGCUGGCUCGUCACCCCAACAGCAACCUCCAGCCCCUGGACAUCGACAUGAUUGCUUGCUUGCUCGAAGAGCACAUCCCUGCAGAGAUGAUCAUCGAUGCACUGCAGAAGUACAACCACCUCAUCGGUGGCAACAAGGGAGAUCUGAAGAACAAGGGCACGGUCAAGAUUGGUGACAGUCCUCCUGUACUACACANNGAGUUGUCCACUAUCGAAGCCGCUGUCGAGGAGCUGAAGAAGAAAGUCAAAGCCACUCGUGCCAAGGUCGCUGCACGUUACGCCGAUGAGCAGGCCAAGGCCACCAACGACUACCAGGAUGAGGGUGAGGAUGAGGAGAUGAAGGACGUCAACGACCAGACCAUGCUGUCCCUCAACGACAUGAAUGUCGAGCUGGAUGCUGCUGGCAAGGCUCGUCCCGCUACCAACGAUAAGGGCAAGGGCAAGGCCCCUGUCAAGUUCGGCGACCUCNCCUUUGUUGGUGGUCAGAACAAGGAUGCUGAGGAGCAGUGA
Aureobasidium musti is the source of this 675-nucleotide messenger RNA. NCBI's taxonomy places the organism in Eukaryota, Fungi, Ascomycota, Dothideomycetes, Dothideales, Saccotheciaceae. The record is from the annotation of a GenBank genome assembly.